Cicer arietinum (chickpea) is the source of this 2340-nucleotide messenger RNA. Its product is annotated as mitogen-activated protein kinase kinase kinase 1-like. Gene Ontology annotation, molecular function: ATP binding; MAP kinase kinase kinase activity. Lineage: Eukaryota; Viridiplantae; Streptophyta; Magnoliopsida; Fabales; Fabaceae. Gene Ontology annotation, cellular component: cytoplasm. The record is from RefSeq and is a predicted model, not a curated record. Gene Ontology annotation, biological process: protein phosphorylation; MAPK cascade.
UGAUCCAAAUGGCAAUAACAGAGAGAAGAGAAAGUUGAGAGAGAUAAGCUAAGUUGAUCUGUGUCCACUUUCCUGGCAGCAGCCACAGAAGAAGAAAUCUAUGGAAUGGAUGCGAAAGACAAAGACGAAGAAGCCGCCUCGUUUAGAGCGCUUGAACGCCAAAAAGAACAUCAAUUACCGACUCCCUAUCAUCCCCACCAUCCCUUCUCCAACUCCUUCUCCCCCCCACCAAGAAUCUAGUCUCCGUGUCAUGGGAAUCGACGGUGAAUUCGACCGUAUUUUUCAAAGUUUGGGCCUUUCUGGCCCUGAAGACUUUGCUAUCCCAGCCCAAGAUUGGGAAGCCCGAAAGGCUCGCUCUCUUCUUUCACUUUCACUUCCUGAUCCUGACCCUGUGUCUCUUGUUGUUGAUUAUCCUUCUUCUUCGGGUGAACACGAUGUUGUUGAUCGACUUAGAAACGGUGAAAGGAGUGUGCUUUUUACUGAUUCGGGUUCUUUCAGUACUUCUCAUGAUUAUGAUAGUGAUGGUGCUGGUGCUGGUGCUGGUGCUACUGCUGCUGCUGCUGAGAGGACUUUGUUUCCUUAUGGCUGGUUGAAGCCCACUUUUUCUUCGUGGCAAAAAGGUGCCCUUUUGGGAAAGGGUUCUUUUGGAACUGUUUAUGAAUGCUACACUGACGAUGCAUUUUUUUUUGCGGUGAAAGAGGUGUCUUUGCUGGAUGAUGGUAGCAGCCAAGGAAAACAGAGCAUUUUCCAACUUCAGCAGGAAAUAUCUCUAUUGAGUCAGUUUCAACACGAUAACAUAGUUCGAUAUUACGGCUCAGAAAAGAAUGAAAGCACUCUGUAUAUAUUCCUUGAGCUUGUGUCAAAAGGGUCAUUGUCCAGUCUUUAUCAACACUACCGCCUAAAUGAUUCUCAAGUUUCUGCAUACACAAGACAUAUUUUAAAUGGCUUGAAGUAUCUUCAUGAACGUGGUGUGGUGCACAGGGAUAUCAAGUGUGCUAAUAUACUGGUUGAUGUAAGUGGGUCGGUCAAGCUUGCAGAUUUUGGGUUGGCAAAGGCAACAAAAAUGAAUGACGUUAAAUCAAGCAAAGGCUCCCCAUACUGGAUGGCUCCUGAGGUUGUUAACUUGAGGAGCCAAGGUUAUGGGCUUGCAGCCGAUAUAUGGAGCUUAGGGUGUACUGUUUUAGAGAUGUUGACAAGGCAGCCACCUUACUUUGAUUUAGAAGGAAUGCAAGCAAUAUUUCGGAUUGGCAGGGGCGAACCCCCACCCAUUCCUGAAUCUCUAUCUGAAGAUGCCCAAGAUUUCAUUCUCAAAUGCUUACAAGUUAACCCAAAUGAGCGUCCAACUGCAGCUCAGCUAUUGGAUCAUCCAUUUCUAAGGAGACGAUUAAGUUCAGCUUCCCCAAGUAUUAAUAAUCUCGUUACGCCUUAAAUGCUCUCGAUCACCGCCUAUAUUGGCACCGACAAGGUCAAAAUUAUCCUCUAUUUGUCAAGUUAAUCCAUAUACAUCUUGGCUUUAGACUGGUGUAAUAUCCUCAACUCUCACUGGUUUGUUUAUCUCUAUCACCUCCUGCACUGGCACAUCAUGUGGAUCGCAAGCUGAAGAUAAGUUCAUCGAAAUGCAAAACUGCAUUAGCAAUAGCAAGAGUUCCACAAAGCUAGAUUUUCACCUUAAUGCCAACGAGAAAAAGCAAUGGCUCCAUAUCUUGCAUUAUGGAUCUUUUUAUGACUUGACGGGGGAAAUCGAAGAAUUAAGGAGGAGUUGAACUCUUCAAUUCCAAACCAAGUGCUCUUUCCUGUAUAGGGAAGGAAGUGUGCAGCCAAAAGGAGAUCGUGAAUUUGCAAUGGGCAUGCGCAGUUGGUCAUUUGGUGUGGAGUUGUCAAAUCUUUCGGUCACAUUGCUUCUAUCUUUGUUUUUCAAGUUAGAAUUCCAAUUCUAAAGCAAUGAUUAUUGCAGUAUCUUCCUAUAUGCUCACUUGUUAUUGUUGUAUGGAAAUCCUACAUUGACUAGUAUUGCAAGGUGGUUGCUGAUACUUGGUCAUGAAAGGGGCUGCUACUACUGUACAAAUGUUGUUAUGUUAUCUAUGCUAUUAGAGCAUGAAGUUUUGUAUGAUUUUUUGGGUGCAAUUAAACUGUAUAUAAUUGUUGCAUUUUUUUUUUCUAGGAAACUACAAUAAUUUUAUCUAGUUUUUAUUUUGUGAAUUAAUUCUUGUAUCUUUAGAAUGCAAAAAUUGUUUACUCAAAUGAUGAAGCUGUACCCUGUCUUUAUUGCUAAAAAAAGUGAGUGUGGUAUGUUUUUCUUUUGUAAGCUUAGAUAAAAUGGAUUGGUGAAGCUUAGUGACA